GCAAAAUGACAGGCCCUCCAUCUUUGUUGUUCAGACUGACUGCAUUGGCUGUGGCUGUAUCUUUGGUCUCCACUGGUGCUUCUACCACAAACUAUGAAGACGACUGCCACUUGACAGAGAUUAAAGUCCCAGUGAUCAUGGACGAAAGCACAGUGAGGCUUCAAAGCCCAGAAUUCACUGCUGACGACGUAAGUGAGCCAGGAGUGAUGUGCGGGAUUGAGUGCCAACGAAAGCUGCCAGAACCCAGGCCUGCUGAGCUGGAACGACUACUGUCUUAUGAAACCAUCUACGAGAAUGGAACGCGCAUCUUCACCAAAAUAAAACUGGAAGGGGUCCCUGAUUUAAGAAACACGACCUCUUCCGUGGUCUGUAAGACAGGAUACCUUAAACGCAGAAAACGGCAGGUAUAUGGCAUGGAUGGACGCUUUGUGAUCACAGAUAAACACUUCACCACCAAUUACCCCUUUUCUGCCUCAGUGAAGCUCUCCACGGGUUGCUCAGGCAUCUUGGUUUCUCCAAGACAUGUACUGACUUCUGCCCACUGUGUCCAUGAUGGCCAAGACUAUUUGAAAGGGACCAAGAGGCUCCGAGUGGGUAUCAUGAAGCUUCGCUCCAAACGCAGGGGAGGACGCCAACAAGGAGGCAGGAGGAGAGGAGAAAAGAGGAGAGAAGGUGAAGGAGAUGUAGCCACUGAAGGACAACUACUUCAAAAAGUUAGAGACAACAGAAGGAAAGGGAAGGACCGUUUUAGGCGAGACACAGAUUCAGACCAGUCCAGACAACCAGUUUUCCGGUGGACACGAGUCAAACUGACUCGAGUGCCAACAGGUUGGACAAGGAGAGCAGGCAAUGAGGUCUCAGCCGACUACGAUUACGCCCUUCUGGAGCUCAAACGACCCCAUAAGAUGAAGUUCAUGGAGUUAGGAGUCGUUCCAGUGGUCAAGGACAUCCCAGCUGGAAGAAUCCACUUCUCUAGUUUUGAUAAAGACCAAUUAGGGAAAGUGGUCUACCGCUUCUGUUCGGUCUCGGAGGAAUCUAACGACCUGAUGUACCAGUACUGUGAUGCGCAGAAGGGGUCGAGUGGAGCGGGUGUGUACGUAAGGCUACGAGACCAGGUGGGAAAAGGGAAGUGGAAGAGGAAGGUAAUUGGUGUGUUCUCUGGACACCAGUGGGUGGAUGUCGAUGGGAUACAGAAGGACUAUAAUGUGGCAGUCAGAAUAACACCCAGCAAGUAUGCCCAGAUAUGCCACUGGAUCCAUGGAGAUGCUAGUCAGUGUAAACUGGCCUGAAAAAGGUCGAUUCAAGUUCAAGUAACUAUA
Rhinichthys klamathensis goyatoka is the source of this 1319-nucleotide messenger RNA. RefSeq names its product inactive serine protease 35 (gene prss35l). Bases 6 to 1289 code for a protein of 427 amino acids. The transcript has a single exon. The record is from RefSeq and is a predicted model, not a curated record. Gene Ontology annotation, molecular function: serine-type endopeptidase activity. Gene Ontology annotation, biological process: proteolysis. NCBI's taxonomy places the organism in Eukaryota, Metazoa, Chordata, Actinopteri, Cypriniformes, Leuciscidae.